This is a messenger RNA of Diospyros lotus (date-plum), 923 nucleotides long. RefSeq names its product putative lipid-transfer protein DIR1. The transcript has a single exon. Lineage: Eukaryota; Viridiplantae; Streptophyta; Magnoliopsida; Ericales; Ebenaceae. Gene Ontology annotation, biological process: systemic acquired resistance. The record is from RefSeq and is a predicted model, not a curated record. Bases 61 to 384 code for a protein of 107 amino acids. Gene Ontology annotation, molecular function: fatty acid binding.
AUGGGUGUGCUGGUGAUGAUGGAGCAAGUGAUUUAGAAUUAGAAGAAGACGGGCGCCGAGAUGACGAUGAUGAUGGUGGUGAUAGGGAAAUUGUCAAAGAUGAUGGUGGUUGUGGCGGUGGCGCUGCUUGCUUUGGCUGGAGGGUUGAAGAGUGUAGAGUUGUGCGAUAUGAACGAGGAAGGGGUAAUGGCAUGCAAGCCGUCGGUGACAGAGCCCAACCCAGUGGAUCCCAGCCCUGAGUGUUGCCAGGCUCUCUCGGCUGCCAACUUGACGUGCCUCUGUGACUACAAGAACUCUCUCCUCUUGCCUUCUCUGGGGAUUGAUCCUCAACUCGCCAUGGCUCUUCCUGCCAAGUGUAACCUCACCCCUCCUCCCAAUUGCUAAUUAACUCAUUAAUUCAGCCGUCUCUCUCUGCUCUCUGCGGUCCGUUCUGUUUAAGUUUUACAUAUGUAUGUGUGUGUGUAUUUGAUUAUUGGAUAUUCUUCCUCUCCUUCAAUUACUUUUAUAUUUUCUACUUGGCGAUCGGUUAUGGUUGUAUUUUCAUGGUGCACUGUUCUGUGUGUGUGUGUGUGUGUAGGAUAGGAAGAAGGGUAUCGAGUCAUCUACUCUAAUCUGCCUGCCAAGCAUAUGCUAGCUAGCUCAUGGAUCUGAUGGGUCUCAUCUCAUCUCAUCUCAUGCAUAAUAUAAAAAGGGUCCAAUUGGACUAUAAUAUUGUACGUAUCUUUAUUUCUAUGUUUCAAGUUAAUUUGAAGCGUUUGGAUUGGAAGCCGGUCUGUCUGUACCUGUACUCCUUGAAUUUGUGUGCCAUGUGACCACGUGCUUGCCGUUGAAGCUAGCUAGCUAAAAUAUAUAAACAAAUUCAAUACUAUACCGGACGUACCCGCACAUUGGCACUUGACUGGGCUCAUCCUGGCUCAAUAUAU